CCCCCGCAGCCAGGCUGAAGCCCGAGCACGUGGGCGAGCCGGCUGGGGGCGGCGGGAGGCUUUCCCUGCAGCGACAGGUGCGGCCGGCUGGACCGCCUCCUUCCGGGCGCCGGGCGGCACCGCCCUCGCCACUUUCCCGGCUGUCCUGACCGGGACAACGGCCACCUUGGGGCGGAAGCCAGAGUGGAUUUUCCAGAGAAGAAGGCGAAGUCGGGAGGCGCACCGAUAAAAUAAUGCCUUAGGAUUUCCAAAUGUCCAACACCUUAAAGGUGUGAAAACCCCAAAUGUCGUCAAGUGAUGGAAGGUCCAGGAUUCGGGACAGGGGCUACAGUGAGGUUCCAGGGGACAUUCCUGGUCCAGAUGGUACCAUAAGAACCCUCCAGUCCCUUCAGAGCAGUGAGCUGGCUCUGAGCGCAGAUCCUUUGCCGCCUCCCCCUCUCCCAUUACAGCCACCAUUCGGCCCGAGCUUCUCCUCAAGUGACACAGAGGAACCAGCCGUAGCACCAGACCUCAAGCCGGUAAGGCGCUUUGUCCCCGACUCCUGGAAGAACUUCUUCAGAGGAAAGAAAAAGGAUCCAGAAUGGGAUAAGCCGGUGUCUGAUAUCAGAUACAUCUCGGAUGGUGUGGAGUGCUCACCUCCGGCCUCUCCAGGGAGACCGAACCACUUCCCACCCAGUUCUUACAAAGAUCCUUCUGGAGGGUCGGAAGGUGCCUUCAGCUCCCAGCGCGGGGCAGAUGCCAUGUUUCCCCAGGACCCCUACGCAUCCCUAGACCGGCGCACACAGACGGCCCGGACCUACAGCGAGAAGGUGGAGGAGUACAAUCUGCGAUAUGCCUACAUGAAGUCGUGGGCAGGCCUGCUGAGAAUUCUGGGUGUGGCCGAACUGCUUCUGGGGGCUGGCGUCUUCGCCUGUGUCACGGCUUACAUCCACAAGGACAACGAGUGGUACAACUUGUUUGGGUAUACACAGCCCUAUGGCACAGCGGGUCUGGGCGGCACCUAUGGGGGUUAUUACUACAGUGGCCCCAAGACCCCUUUCGUACUCGUGGUGGCUGGGUUGGCUUGGAUCGCCACUAUUAUUAUUCUGGUGCUGGGCAUGUCCAUGUACUACCGCACCAUUCUUUUGGACUCUAACUGGUGGCCCCUGACGGAGUUUGGCGUGAACGUCGCCUUGUUUAUCCUGUACAUGGCCGCAGCCGUCGUCUAUGUGAAUGACACCAACCGAGGCGGCCUGUGCUAUUAUCCAUUAUUUAACACGCCGAUGAAUGCAGUGUUCUGCCGGGUAGAAGGAGGUCAGAUCGCAGCAAUGAUCUUCCUGUUUGUCACCAUGAUAGUGUACCUCCUCAGCGCCCUGGUCUGUCUAAAGCUCUGGAGGCACGAGGCAGCCCGGAGGCACCGGGAAUUCAUGGAGCAGCAGGAGAUAAAUGACCCGUCAUUGUCAUCAAAAAGGAGAAUGUGCGAAGUGGCCACCAGUGACGGGCAGAGAGACCAAGAAGUUAAUUUCAAAGAGUCGAGAACAGUGAAAACGACCCCUGAGCUUCAAAGCGGGCACAUCCCUCCGGGCUACAUUCCCAAGCCCAUCGUGAUGCCUGACUAUGUGGCAAAAUAUCCUGUGAUUCGGACGGAUGACGAUCGAGAACGUUACAAAGCUGUGUUCCAAGACCAGUUCUCAGAGUAUAAAGAGCUGUCUGCGGAAGUGCAGGCCAUCCUGAGGAAGUUCGAGGAGCUGGAUGCGGUGAUGAGCAGACUGCCACGUCAUGCUGAGAACCCCCAGGAACACGAGAGAAUUUCAAGAAUCCAUGAAGAGUUUAGGAAGAAAAAGAAUGACCCUUCAUUUCUGGAAAAGAAGGAGCGUUGUGAUUACCUCAAGAACAAACUUUCUCACAUAAAGCAAAGAAUUCAAGAGUAUGAUAAAGUAAUGAACUGGGAUACGCAAGGAUAUUCUUAGCCCGUUUGAAGCUGUUCUUAUAGUCAACCGUUUCUUCACUGCCUUUAUAUGCUGGUCUCAUGGGUGAGAAUCUGGCUCUUCCAGGUCAGCUUCUGCUAGGUUUAACAUCCGAGGUUAAACGCUGUGAUCUUACUCAAACAUUUCAAACCCACCUAGAGCCUUUCCUGAGACUGGAGAGACGGUAUAUUCCUCUGAUUCCAGUUUAAGAUGCUGGGUUGAUAGAGCAGCUGCCCAGCCUGUGUGAAGGUUCAGUCCCAGCACUGAGUAAACAGUGCAUUCUGUUUAAUGCCUGGGAGGCAGGAAGAUAAGGAGUUCAAAGUCAACCUUUGUGCAGUGAGUUCAAAGCCAGCCUGGACUGUGUGAAGUCCUAUCUUGAAAAAUGAAAAUAAAUUUAAAAAAAAUUAAGAUGGAGAAGAAAAGCACUACUUCUGGUUUCUUUCUAUUCAGCAGGAUCUAGCCAAUUAUUUCCCUGAUAGAAUUAUGGUUUCUGCCUCAUAUAGCUUCCAUUCAGAUAAUUGAUUAAUGUCCAAAGGAUUUUACAUAGUGGAGAAACCAGAGUAACACAUGGAACAGGCAGAGGCCCAGAAAGUUCCAGCUUCUAAAUGACCUAACUUGUCUUUCUGAGUGACGGGCACUACAUCUGCAUAUUCAAAUAAGUAAAUAAAUAAGACGAUAAAAUGUGGUGGUGUGUGCACACUGUCCUAGCACUCAGCAGCUGAGGCAGAAGGAUGCCAAGAUCAAAGCCAGCUUGGGCUACAAAGCAAGACCCUGUUGUUUUGUUUUGUUUUUAAAUGUGAGAUAUUCUCAUUUUGUACAUUUAAAAAUAUCUAGCUUAACAUUAAAAUUAAAUGUUAAGGACAUUUAACUUUAUGAAACUUUAUUUUACUGUAUUAUAAAUGUUAAUCUUUUAAGACUGAUGCUGUAGAACCGAUUCUUUUUUAAUGUUAUAUCAAUGCAUAGAUGCAUUAAAAUGUCAAUUACCUGCUA
This is a messenger RNA of Microtus oregoni (creeping vole), 2936 nucleotides long. RefSeq names its product MARVEL domain containing 2 (gene Marveld2). The coding region runs from base 285 to 1949 and encodes 554 amino acids. NCBI's taxonomy places the organism in Eukaryota, Metazoa, Chordata, Mammalia, Rodentia, Cricetidae. Gene Ontology annotation, biological process: bicellular tight junction assembly. The record is from RefSeq and is a predicted model, not a curated record. Gene Ontology annotation, cellular component: cytoplasmic vesicle; apical plasma membrane; bicellular tight junction. The transcript is spliced from 8 exons.